GCUCUAAGCCCUAACACCCAGAUUAGCAAUGGAUAAUAUGUUAUAAAGAUGCCUAAAUCAAAGAUCGACAAAAGAAAUAUAAAGAACCGAAAGUCCAGCUCAGACUAUCCGUGUGGUAUUUGCGAUGAAGAGGUAGGAGACAAUGACGAUGGUAUUUUCUGCGAGAGUGGGUGCGACUUGUGGUACCACAGAACUUGUACUGGCAUGACUACUGAUGCUUACAAACUCCUUACAACCGAGGUAGACGCUGAGUGGGCCUGUGAUAACUGCAUAGUUAGGGGAGGAGUAAAACUUGUUAUCAGAAAACCUGACUCCCCUUACAACGUGUUCGUUCCCUCUAACGGACCUGACAACGAUAAGAGAUCAAAGCGGAACGGAAAAAGUAAAUGAGAGGACUUUGCUGUUUUGUUAUCAGUUUAAAAGGUCAAUUGCACUAGCUGCAAUAAAUUAUUUGUUUAAAGUUUCUGUUAACUUCAGAACUGUGGAAGUUUCCAAGUUAUGAUUUCUGAUCAGUUCUGUACAUUGUGUAUGAUAUCAGAAGUUUUGUAAAUUAUCCAACCGCUUUGCAUUUAUCGGGACUCGCCCAUUUUUCUCCUAAAUUCAUUAUAUUCAUAUUUUAUCAUUUGUGUAACAUAAUAUUGAAAGAUUGUUAAUUAUUAUUAUAUUUUACUCUGAUUGUAAAGUCGGUCGUAU
Bolinopsis microptera is the source of this 693-nucleotide messenger RNA. Its product is annotated as pygopus homolog 1-like. Bases 49 to 390 code for a protein of 113 amino acids. The transcript has 3 exons. Lineage: Eukaryota; Metazoa; Ctenophora; Tentaculata; Lobata; Bolinopsidae. The record is from RefSeq and is a predicted model, not a curated record.